Molecule: messenger RNA, 5484 nt
Organism: Ruditapes philippinarum (Manila clam)
Lineage: Eukaryota; Metazoa; Mollusca; Bivalvia; Venerida; Veneridae
Product: filamin-A-like
Exons: 32
Coding region: 810-5054 (1414 amino acids)
Biological process (GO): actin cytoskeleton organization
Molecular function (GO): actin filament binding
Source: RefSeq, a predicted model, not a curated record
UAUCUAGAUUUUAAGUUUUAAUAUAUAUCUGCAGAGAAGUGGAGCGAAAACUUAUGGACAAUUUACAAUUAUAGAUGAGCGGAGCGAUAUUAUUUAUGAAAUAAAUGAGAAAAUUGUAGAUUCAACUUGAAAAUCGAAACGACUGAGUGAACACGGAGUUUUAUUGAUGGAUUCUUGUGCUGCUUAUAAAAUAUAUCAUAUACGGGGUUUGUGUGAUAUAAGGGAUGUCAAUUGCGUGUAGUGAUAAAGAUUUCUUUUCUUAUUUUUGCUGAAUGAAUUUUUAUAGCAAAUCUUUUCGUCCGUGGAUUUAACAACAGACUAUUCUUUCAUGUAAAUUUUCUGCUCGAUGCGUUUUUGAAACGGUCUCUGACUUCUUCUUGUGAAAGGGAGGCAUAGCAAGUAAAAUUACGGCUGCAUAAAAUUAAAAUAUUUUAACAUUAAUAAUUUCACAAAUAUUUCGAUGUAUAUGUAAACCGCGUUAAAGGUUAAUAAUUUUAGAUGUAAUUAUUCAGUGUCGUUAAAUCCAAUGCAUAUGGUGAAAUAAAUGCGUGGUAUUUUGAUUGAAAUUUAGCCUUGUUGCUUUUUAAACAUCUUAAAGUUCAAAGUAGUUACAAAGGUUAACUUUACACAAGAAGGUGCGAGCGCGAUACAUCGCUUAAGUGAAAUUUGACUCCUUACAAAAAUGUCGCGAAACCAGCAAUCUGCCGAUUAAAAUCUGGAAUAAGUAGGUAUUCUGUGUUAUUAUGGCGGAUUAUUUUCAUUGAUUAUCUAUAUCGAUUAGCAAAAUAGUGAUUGGAAUUAAUUAAAACAUGUCAUCAUUAGUAGUGAAUGGGGGAAUCCCUCAAUUGAACGUUUCUAGUAGUUCACAGUGGAUGGAAAUUCAAAGAAAUACUUUUAAGAAUUGGGUAAAUGAGCAAUUAAAAAGUGGAGGUCAAUCUAUCUUUGAUUUAAGGACGGAUUUUGCCGAUGGUGUCCUUCUUGUGGCUUUGAUUGAGAUAUUACAGAGACGAAAAUUACCCGGGGCUGUUAGAAAUCCCGCCCAUAACCACGAGAAGCUACACAAUAUCACACUUGCCUUAGAUGCCAUUGCUAAAGACAAUGUCACUCUUAUAAAUAUAGACAGUAGCCACAUUACUGAAGGAAACACAAAACUUAUUUUAGCGUUACUAUGGCAACUGGUGUUACGUUACCAAAUAGGAUUAUCCAACUUUCAGAACAGAAGCUGGCUAUUGGCUUGGCUACAAGCUGUAAUUCCAGAAUGUCACGUGACAAACCUGACGUCAGACUGGAACUCUGGAAUAGCAUUACACGCUUUAUUAGAAUUUUGCAAGACAGGUUUGAGUCCUGACUGGAAGCACCUGAACCCAUUAGAUAGAGUAAACAAUUGUAGAGACGCCAUGAAACUUGCUCGACAGCAUUUCGGAAUACCUCUGGUUUUACGACCAGAAGAUCUUGCCAAUAGUAAUUUAGAUGAACUUUCUGCCAUCACAUAUUUGUCAUAUUUCACAAAGGUCGGAGCGCCUGGAUACAACGCAACUCUUCAACGAAUACAACCAUUGGUCAAGAAUUACCCUGUGUUCAAUUUUACGACUGACUGGAAGGACGGUCGGGUUUUAUGCGAACUUGUACAUAUAUUCGGCGGUUCUAUACCUUCAUGGCCAGAGCUAAAAGAAUCCAAUAUAGAACGAUUGAAUGAAGGCAUCGAUGGAGCCACGGCCAUUGGCGUACAUCCACUUUUGAGUGCGGCAAAUAUUGCCGAAGAGACUUCGGAACAUCUCGGUAUAAUGGCAUAUGCCGCACGGUUCCUUCAUUUCACGCCAGGAGUCAUAUCGUACGAACAUACAUACAGGGACACGAAGAUUGUGCCACUGGAUGAAAGUAGGACCAGCACAUUACAUAGCUCCACCCACUUAAUAAAUGGUAACAGGAGUAGGGCAUCUUCACCGUUAUCCUCGGCUUCUACUAUAAACGAAUCUCAGCAGCAACUUGAGUACACGUUAGUACGUACACCGUCUCUACGUCGUAAACAUCGUCAACGUAUAGGUCCUACAGAAGGCGUUAAGAAAGACACGUACUCUGAUGGCGUCAUUAUAUAUGCAACGUCACAUGAGACGGUAACUCCCGACGAUAUCCGACUUGAAGCCGAGUCCCCGACAGGUCGGCUUAUCAAGAUGAACGGCGACGGGAUGUAUCAUGCACAGUUCGGCUCAGAUGAGAUAGGAACAUGGCAGGUCAGACUAUACAUUAAUGAGUCACUGGUUGACAACUGUAAUAUAGACGUGUGUGACCCUUCACAAGUUAAAGUCUCAGGUCUCCGUGCAGGAAUGGCGGGAAAUCCACAUAAAUUCUCGAUUGACUGCACGAAUGCCGGUCGAGGUAAGCUGGAAGUUCUUGUUGAAAAGGAAGGAAGAAAUGUGCUAUGUAAUUUGAGAGAAACACAUACAGACGUGUAUGCGGCCAGUUUUAACCCAGUGGUAGCAGGACAUUACAAGAUAGCACUGGCGUACAAUAAAGCUGAAAUUAGGGGAAUUGUGAAUUUCUCAGACAUUGAAGGAAAUGAUGGCCCCUCACAGGAAGAACUUCAUAGAAGAGCCAUAUUCUCUACAGCAAUGCAGCAACAACGUGACCACUACAAGAUAACAGCCGCAUGUGACUGGCAAAUAGAUUAUAUGACUGGAGGUCCUAUAGAUAUGUAUAUAGGUGAUACAGCUGAUGUCCGUGUUUACAGUAUGCAAGACGGAACUGUCUGUAACAUUCCACAUCUUAUAGCUGAUAUUUCGAACUCGUCACCAGGUGGUACUCUCAAAGCCGAGGUGCAGUAUGGUCGUCAUCGAUUCCCUGCUGAUGUAAUUGAGACAGAUCAACCAGACAUAUACAAGAUUGUGUUCACUCCAAAAGGUCCAGGUACCUAUAACGUGUGGAUCAUUUAUGAUGGUCACCUCGCCAAAGGCUCGCCCUUUAUACAAGAGAUUGCGGAGCUUACAUCGCCUACAGCAGAGGGACCCGGGUUGAUUAAAGGUGUGGUCGCAGAGCAGAGUGAAUUUACAAUAGACGCUCGAGGAUUUCCAGGGGACGUGACAAUUGAUGUAGAGGGUCCCCAUCAUCCUAUUAACAGUAGAGUAGACACGAAUCCUGACAACACACACAAAGUUACUUAUGUACCUGAAGAAGUUGGUAUACAUAGAGUACGUAUAAAGCUAGACGGAAAAGACAUUACAGGAAGCCCGUUCCAUCCAAAGAUUGUAGAUCCCACUCGAUGCCACUUGUCUGGUGAGAUGCAGCCGUACCUAGAACGUGGUGAGAGAAUCCCUCUAAUGGUUAACAAGGAGAAACAUCUACCUUUCGACGCUUCUCGUGCUGGACCAGGUGAGUUGACGGCAAAUGUUCACGGUCCUAGUGAGAAGGUUCCUGUAACUAUAGAUGCACGAGGCGAUGGCAAACAUACUCUUAUAUUUACACCAAAGGAAGAAGGUAAACACUACAUCGAUGUGUUCUGGGGUGGUUUUGCUCUUCCAAGAUCUCCAUAUUUGGGCUACGCAACCCCGUACCAGCAAGAUCCUGAACCCUUUGUACAUAUUAGACCCACGUCACCCGUCCAUGUUAGGACUGAGCCAGUAACACGUAAUGACUCAUAUCGACGGUCUGAACCUCCUAGUGGGUACUGGGUUCGAGCCGACAACAGACCGAAUUCACCUGAUAAUGGACCUCAUAAAGUAUACAUUCUGGCACCAACUAAAUCAGAACCGUCAGUUCCUAAGGCGACGACUAUACCACCUACACGUAUACGCGUACACAGACAUGGCUCGGAUAUUUCACCUAUAAACAAACAAAGAUACUUGCAGCCAAAACGUACCGGAAGUAUAUAUUCCGGCAGCUCAGUGUCUGCUAAAUCUGAACCAAAGAGGAAAAAAGAACCAGAUGUUAUGAUAACCCGUCUACCCCGAGUUACACCCACCUAUCAUUAUGAGCCGGCUAGCAUGCCGGAUUUAUAUGUUUACCAAACAAGUCCCCAAAGCUCAUCACCACCGUCGGUAUCACCGUCUUAUAUCUAUGCUAAACCGCAGAAAUCACCACCCGAUAAUAAAGGUCCUAACCCUAAGGUGGUUCUUCGAGGGAAAGGUUUGAAAGAAGCAGAGUUGGACAAACCUGCAACAUUUACAAUAGAUGGUCGGCAAGCUGGCCCAGGUGAACCGGAAGUACGUGUUCACAGCAUCCGGUCAGAACCGCCUGUACAGAUCAAACCAACAGGACCGAAACAGUACCAAUGUACAUAUACACCGAAAGUACCUGGGGCCUACCUGCUAGAUAUCAAAUGGAAUGGAAAACCAUUGAAAUGUUGUCCUUUUAAAAUCGACGUGAAGAACCCCGUUUAUCCAGAGAAAGUGGGUGUGACAGGAGACAUAAAAACAGGGGUGUUGGGAAAAGAUAUAGAUCUAAAAAUAGAUCCACGUGAAGCCGGACAGGGUGAAUUAACUAUUGAUUGUAAAGACCCUGACGGUCUAGAUGUUCCUGUUCACCUAACAGACAAUUUCGACGGCACAUACCGGCUAAAAGUAAAACCGGAAAAGCUUGGAAAACAUAUUCUAAGCAUUAGACUAAAUAAACAUCACGUUUUUGGAAGCCCAUUUGCAAUCGAGAUACACCCGACUGCAAAACAUGGUAAAGUUAAAGUAUGGGGACCAGGUUUGGAAAAUGGUGUGUUUCCAGAGUACCAAGGUCAUUUUUUCGUAGAUGCGACCGGUGCAGGGGGAGGUGAACUUCACGUGAGCGUUAUGGGACUUAAAGGAGCUUUCCAUGUUGAAAUGAAGAGGGCAAGCCAAAAAGACAAAUUGUUUAAUUGCUUGUACCACCCAGUCGAACCAGGAAUGUACACAAUAAACGUGCAAUGGUCUGGUGAACAUGUUAACGGAAGUCCAUUCAAGGUGCUUGUUGCCAAUAGUGAGAUGGAAUUAGUUGACUAUGAAAGCAAGAUAGAAAGGUCGAGGGACUCGUCAUCAAGAAGCUCUGGAAAGCUCUCCCCAUUAAAUACUACUCAUAACAGCAUUAUGUACUGACGUCAUAGCACGUAAUAGCACACGUCAUAACACACGUCAUCCUGCUGCAUCUAAUUUCGAUAAAGGCAACGUAGAAUCGUGUUCAAAUACAACCGCCAAAAUUUCAUAAAUAUGGCGAUGCAACUGGCAAUACUCAACAUGGGUUAAAAUGUGUAUAACCAGUCAUAUAAAGUAUACAACACUAUUCAAGUAGAUUAGAAAUAUGAUAGAAAUAACAUACACGCAUCUCGUGUGAACAAGGGGUAAUUCAUAGUUUACUUAAGUUCAUUUAUCGCUUCAGUAUAUGCUUAACAUAUGAUAUUAAAUAUAAGAGGUACAUGUGGAAUUAAGUGAAUGGUCAAGGAGCACAGUCAAUUACAAAUGAAGAGAAGAUUAUCUACAAACAGCAAGAUAAAUUAACAACAGCGCUCUAAAUUUAAAGGAUGUCAUA